AUGUCAAAUACUAGACAAUAUACUACGGUUAUUGUUGGUUCUGGCUUAGCUGGUUUAACUACAACUUUAAAUUUAUUAGAAAAAGAUCAAAAUAAUAGAAAUAGAGUAAUAUUAAUUGAAAAAUGUAAUAAAUUGGGCGGUAAUUCAGUCAAAGCUUCAUCUGGUAUAAAUGGCGUCCCCACAAUUUAUCAGACUAAACCCGAUUCAAUUGAUGAUUUCUAUGCAGAUUCUAUAAAAUCAGGUAAGGGGUUAAAUAAUGAUGAAUUGGUACAUAUUUUAACUAGAGAAUCAAGUGAUGCUAUAAAUUGGUUAACACAAGAUAUGAAAAUUGAUUUAUCGGAAGUUACUCAAUUAGGUGGACAUUCAAAUCCAAGAACUCACAAGGGUGAAAAAUUGCCUCCUGGAUUUGCUAUAAUAUCUGCAUUGACUAAGAGAUUGCAAGAAUUAGAAGAGAAGAAACCCGAGGCUAUUAAUAUACUCAAAGAAACAGAAUUGACAAAGAUAGUUUAUAAAGAUGGAAUAGUUAAGGGUGUGGAGUAUAAACAAAAUGAGUCAGCUGAUAGUAUAAAUUGUGAUAAUUUGGUACUCGCAACAGGUGGAUUUUCAGCCGAUUCGAGAACACAAAAUUCAUUAUUAGUUAAAUAUAGACCCGAUCUAAUUAAAUUUCCAACUUCAAAUGGUAUUCAAACUACAGGUGAUGGUCAAAAAUUGGCAGUUAGAGAUUGUAAUGCUAAAUUAAUAGACAUGGAUAAGAUUCAAAUACAUCCGACCGGUUUUAUCAAAAUUGAUUCACCAAAUGAUUGUUGGAAAUUUCUUUGUGGAGAAUUAAUAAGAGGUAUUGGUGGUAUAUUAUUAGACUCAAAUGGUGAAAGGUUUACAAAUGAGUUAGGUACCAGAGAUCAUGUAACUAAUGAUGUUUUAGAACAUUGUAAAUUGGGAAAUAAUGAAUUGGGUUUACCUGAAGAUUCAGUAGCUAGUGUUAUUGUAGUAAGUCAUGAGGAUUAUUUAAAAGCAAAGAAUCAUAUAAACUUUUAUGCAUCUCAGAAACUAUUAACCAAAGGUUCCUAUAUUGAUCUAUACAAUUUACUCAAAAAAUUGAAUUCAAGAUUAUCAAUAUCAGUUGAAGAGCUUGAACAAAGCAUUAAAUCAGUCAACAGAUUCAUAAAAAAAGAAGAAACAGAUGCAAUUGGUAGAAUUGAAUUCGGAAAUUCAUUUAAUAAUGAAUUUUAUUUUGGUUUAACUACGCCUGUUUUACAUUUCACCAUGGGUGGUAUUCAAACAACAACAAAUAACCAAGUUGUAACUUGUGAUAAUCAAGUUAUACCCAAUUUAUACGCAGUUGGAGAAGUAAGUGGAGGAGUCCAUGGAGCAAAUAGACUCGGAGGUUCAUCAUUAUUAGAAUGUGUAGUAUUUGGUAAAAGAGUAAGCUUGAACAUAUUAGAUAAAUAG
Insectozyma verbasci is the source of this 1449-nucleotide messenger RNA. Lineage: Eukaryota; Fungi; Ascomycota; Pichiomycetes; Serinales; Debaryomycetaceae. The record is from the annotation of a GenBank genome assembly.